Molecule: messenger RNA, 1284 nt
Organism: Phialemonium atrogriseum
Lineage: Eukaryota; Fungi; Ascomycota; Sordariomycetes; Cephalothecales; Cephalothecaceae
Exons: 1
Coding region: 128-946 (272 amino acids)
Source: RefSeq, a predicted model, not a curated record
CCGUGACAAUAUCUCUUUGCCCCUCUCCCUCCUUCCCUCCCACCCCCCUUUUUCUCGAGGUCUUGGCAGCCUGCGGCCUAUUGCAAGAUCACUCUGCGAUGACCAGGCAAAGCCGACGGAGACAAACAUGCACAUUUUCAUUCUUGCCAGCCAGUGUUGGGGCUCGGAGGGUCUUUCACACCCGUCUCCGUAUCAUUUGCCCCCCGCUUGCGUGUCGUUCUGGGGAUUGUUCUACCUUUCGAUGGUAAGAGCCCUGUCUCGCACUCUCUCCCCUCAACGCCCCUCGCUUGAACUCGAGACUUGCUUUCGGCACGGGGAUCCCCCUGUAUCUUCACCGGUUUUCAUUGCCAAAUGCUUGUUUCUGCUGCCGUGGGCGGGGCUUUCCCAAAACCUGGGAGGGUCUCGACCUACGGUGACGAUAAUUUAUAUAUAUUUCCCCUUUACUAAAGACAGCGACGCGUGCGAGUCCCGAGCAUCCCGUGCGUGUUUCAAACCGAUGGGUUAUAGCAACCCUACAAAUUUGUCUACGCUCUCGGCUUCACAACCGAGAAUGAAUGAAUGCCCAAGAUUAUGGCGGGAUCGACAAAGUCGGACCCUGAACAGUCCAGGGACCAUAGAUAGGUUACGGCCCAUUACUCCGUCUCCCCUGCCUACCUACCUACCCACCCAUCCCUCGGAGUCUGGAACGGUUCCGCCUGCAUGCGCGCGGGUCGUACGUACGUCCAAAUACAGUGCUUCUCUCGUUACGACGAGUAAGGGCAGACACGCACAUGGGGACGGCAUGGGCAGGCAGGCUCGAAUAGGCUGUUACGCGGCAGUGGGCGUGUUCUGCAAGGGGCGGGGGAUUUUUUUUUGUGCUGAACCGACUAGCGAGGAUUGCGAGAGCCAGACGCGCGUCAGCCACCACCCGUGGGAAAGUUGUCAUCGGCACAGGAACAGGAGAUGAAGGGUUUUUUGAAGUACGUCACUCGGGAGGGUUUCUCGCACCGACCGUCAUUGUCUGGCCCGACUGCUGUCUGGUAUUGAUUACUGGCCGACUGAAGGCAGAGGGAGAGAAGGAGCAUCUCGAGGCCGAUGUGCAUUUCAUGUUAUCCGAGACGUUAUCAGGAGGCGUUGCUUCUCGGCUUGGUGCUUCGUAUGUGUCGACGCAAGCAAGCACCUCGCAGGGCCAGAAAUAGGAGCAGACUCCAAGCAGACCCACGCAAGUUCAUCAACCUUGUGGAACCUUCGGCGACCGAAAACCGGUCGUCGUGUUAAUUUUUAGAUCAAACAGGGGCGCAAUAA